Acanthosepion pharaonis is the source of this 1200-nucleotide messenger RNA. NCBI's taxonomy places the organism in Eukaryota, Metazoa, Mollusca, Cephalopoda, Sepiida, Sepiidae. The record is from the annotation of a GenBank genome assembly.
AUGCAAAUGCGAUGUCCGAUCUAUCUAUCUAUCUAUCUAUCUAUCUAUCUAUCUAUCUAUCCGUAUGUCUAUCUAUCUAUCCGUAUGUCUGUCUAUCUAUCUAAAAUCAACAGUCUCAUUUCCCUCAUAUUCUUUACGAUCUUCCUCAACUCCCGACCUUCGACAUUCCUCAAACCACGACCUUCGACCGUCGUUAAAUCUCUACCUUCGACCUUCCUCAAACCACGACCUCCGACCUUCCUCAUUCCACGACCUUCGACCGUCGUUAAAUCACUACGUUUGACCUUCGUCAAACCACGACCUCUGACCUUCCUCAAAACAACCACCUUCGAUCUUCCUCAAAUCAAAACCUUCCUCAAACCACGACCUUCGACCGUCGUUAAAUCACUACGUUGGACCUUCCUCAAACCACGACCUCCGACCUUCCUCAAACCACCACCUUCGAUCUUCCUCAAAUCAAAACCUUCCUCAAACCACGACCUUCGACACUCCUCAAACCACGACCUUCGACCGUCGUUAAAUCACUACGUUCGAUCUUCCUCAAACCACCACUUUGGACCUUCCUCAAAUCUAUCUAUCUAUAUAUCUAUCUAUCUAUCUAUCUAUCUAUCUAUCUAUCUAUCCAAUAUGUCUAUCUAUCUAUCCGUAUGUCUGUCUAUCUAUCUAAAAAUCUUACGAUCUUCCUCAACUCCUGACCUUCGACAUUCCUCAAACCACGACCUUCGACCGUCGUUAAAUCUCUACCUGACCUUCCUCAAACCACGACCUCCGACCUUCCUCAUUCCACGACCUUCGACCGUCGUUAAAUCACUACGUUUGACCUUCGUCAAACCACGACCUCUGACCUUCCUCCAAACAACCACCUUCGAUCUUCCUCAAAUCGAAACCUUCCUCAAACCACGACCUUCGACCGUCGUUAAAUCACUACGUUGGACCUUCCUCAAACCACGACCUCCGACCUUCCUCAAACCACCACCUUCGAUCUUCCUCAAAUCAAACCUUCCUCAAACCACGACCUUCGACCUCCUCAAACCACGACCUUCGACCGUCGUUAAAUCACUACGUUCGAUCUUCCUCAAACCACCACUUUGGACCUUCCUCAAGUCAACAUCUUCUGACCUUCCUCAAAUCCCGUCAUUCGACCUUCCUCAAACCACGACCUUCGACCUUUCUCAAAUCCUGACCUUCCUCAAAUCAUGA